AUGUUAACCCUCCACUUGCUGAUUCCCGCCGCCAUCGUGCUCAUCCCCGCCGUCGUCGUCUUCCGCGCAGUCGUUGCCUACCUUCAAGACCCCAAAGGGCUCCGUAAGUAUCCAGCACAGAACUACCUCUCCGCCUUCACCAAAUUAGGCUACUGCUGGGAGUUAGGUCGCAAGCACCCCGUCAUCCAUUCCCGCCGUCUCUUCCUCGACCACACGACCAAGGGCCACAAGGUCAUCCGUCUGGGUCCAAAUUGGAUCUCUUUCGGCCGUGCUCGUGCGGCCCGCGAUAUAUACGGCUUCACUUCGUCGGCCAAGAAGUCCGCCAUCUAUGACCAGCUAUCCGGCGGAGGGGGCGCUCAUCUGGCCAACAUUAGCGACAAGAACCUGCAUAAGUUCCGCCGGUCGAUGGUCUCACAUUACUACGCUCCCAAGCACCAGCGCCAUUGGGAGGAGUCAUGGGUGUUGGACUCCUGUGCCGACUUCAUGAAGGCAAUCGACGUCCAUUGUACCAAGCCCAUGGGUCCAUACGAACAGCCAGACCCGGCAGACGUCACGCUGGACUUGGUGCACUGGGGUUACACAUACGCCUGCGAGGUCAUGAUCAAGAUUGGGAUGAGCAAGGAUCUGCAUCUUCUCGACAAGGGGAAUAACAACAUCGAGAUCGAAGACCCCGACGGCACCAAGCGCGAGAUCAGCAUUGUCCAGUCGCUCCAUUGUGCGGGCCGGGCAGCCGCCAACCUGAUCUGGGACACCAAGCGCUUCACUACGUGGGUCAAGUUAAUGAACCGGGUAUCCAAAGAAUACGCACGCAACCUCAAAGGAGGUAGUGAUUGGCACGCCGCAAUGACGAAGCUCGUUCUCGAGCGAAUGGAGCGCCAUCGGCAUGGGGAAAUACUCGAUGACCUGUUUAUGCCAUGGAUGGAGGGCAAAGAUGGCGGUGAACCGGACAUCAGUACGCGGGAUCGGAUCGCAGGCACCACACAAGAAAUCGAGCAGAUGGUUGGCGCCGCGAUUGACGCACCGGGCGGUUCCGUCGCGACCACGAUUUACAAUCUUGUCAAAGACCCUCGUACAUUCAAUAAGCUGCGUGAGGAACUCGAUGCUGGUCUCCCUCCGCAUCGUGCUGUGGCUACGUGGCAACAGGUCAAGAGCAUGCCGUAUUUGAAAGCCUGCAUUGACGAAGCCAUGCGUCUCCAUCCUCCGGUAGCUACGGAUCUCAUCCGUCGCACGCCACCUGAAGGCAUGGUUGUCGACGGUGUUCCAGUGCCAGGGAACACAGACAUUUCCAUCUCAGCAUAUACGUCUCAUCGUGACCCCGCCGUCUUCCCGUCCCCGGAAAAAUGGUAUCCAGACCGAUGGGUCGAAAACCGAGGAACGGAGCUGAUGAAAGACAUGCUUGCUUCAUGGAUUCCAUUUAGUGCAGGAUACAGGACAUGUAUGGGCCGAAAUGUCUCAAUCGUGAUCCAGGCUUGUGUCAUCGGGACACUGGUCCAUAACUAUGAUUUUGCCCUACCCAGCAAGGACUGGGAGUUGCCAUUCGAAGAAUGGUUCAACCUUUGGCCUACCCAGUGCCCCGUCAAGGUGUGGAAGAGAGAAAAAUUCGCCCAGCCUCAACCGGUGGCAUAA
Molecule: messenger RNA, 1626 nt
Organism: Aspergillus viridinutans
Lineage: Eukaryota; Fungi; Ascomycota; Eurotiomycetes; Eurotiales; Aspergillaceae
Exons: 4
Coding region: 1-1626 (541 amino acids)
Molecular function (GO): heme binding; monooxygenase activity; oxidoreductase activity, acting on paired donors, with incorporation or reduction of molecular oxygen
Source: RefSeq, a predicted model, not a curated record